Molecule: messenger RNA, 954 nt
Organism: Aspergillus bombycis
Lineage: Eukaryota; Fungi; Ascomycota; Eurotiomycetes; Eurotiales; Aspergillaceae
Product: RHO alpha subunit C-terminal catalytic domain-containing protein
Exons: 5
Coding region: 1-954 (317 amino acids)
Molecular function (GO): iron ion binding; 2 iron, 2 sulfur cluster binding
Source: RefSeq, a predicted model, not a curated record
AUGUCCGAACUUGCACGCACGUUGCCAGCUUCCUGGUACUGCAGCCUUCCGCUCUACCAACUUGAGCGAAGGGCUUCCUGGUAUCUCCUUGGACCUGUGACGAAGUUUCAGAACAUCGGGGAAAAGAUCGAGUAUGAGAUUGCACAACAGCCUAUAUUGGCUUUCAGAGUCUCUGGCAGUUCUCCUUUACCCGAAACAGGCGAGUUCCAGGUGGUUUGUGCGAAAACAGAGAACCCGCUGCGGUAUCAUAUCACUCCAACAGGCCUCAUCUUCACGACCAUCUCAGAUGAAGCACCUAGCUUUCAUGAUUAUUUUCCGGACCUGGAGCCACUGUUGCGGCGAGUAGAUUUUACCAGACUACCCUACAGGCACAGUAUUAAAUACGAAGGCCGAUUCAACUGGAAGACCAUGGUCGAUGGGUAUCAAGAAUGCCUUCACUGCCAAUACACUCAUCCAUCGUUCUCCGUUUACUACCCGCCGACCUUCUACACCGUUCACAAUCACCAGAACUUUUCGCAACACAUUGCUGAUCCCAACAAACCAGACGAUGGACUGUUUCUCUAUUUCUUCCCGAACUGUACAUUGAAUGUGUACGGUGGCGGGAUGUCUUCGUUCCGGGUUUGCCCAACAGAAGACCCAAAUAUCACCCGAAUGGAAUUCGACUACUACCACAUGGAAUCCGGCGAGAAGUUCGAAGAAUAUUUCAAGUUCGUCCGGCAGGUGGCUAUGGAGGACUAUGAGCUCUGCGAGAAAGCCCAGGAUAAUCUUGGGAGAGGGGUGUAUAGUGAAGGGAUUCUGAAUCCGGAGAAAGAGAAUGGAGUUUCCUUCUACCAGGACCGAGUAUUUGAGUUGGUGUGCCAGCAACAUGCUGCAGAUCAGUUAGUGGAGGAGAGUGUCACUCCUGUGACACAAGAACAAGAUAAGGGACUUGACCAAAUUACGGCCGCCGCAUAA